Messenger RNA from Topomyia yanbarensis, 544 nucleotides. RefSeq lists its product as uncharacterized. Bases 1 to 510 code for a protein of 169 amino acids. The transcript is spliced from 2 exons. The record is from RefSeq and is a predicted model, not a curated record. NCBI's taxonomy places the organism in Eukaryota, Metazoa, Arthropoda, Insecta, Diptera, Culicidae.
AUGGUGAAAGACGACGAACUUUUCCUAAUAAAUUUGCCGGAUAAGGAAGCAUUAUGCCUAAUUUGCAACAAAAAGUUGACUGAUUUGCGACGUAAUAGCUACAUUCGGCAUUAUAAAGCUUUGCAUAGAAGUUUUCUUGUUCAACGUGGACUUCUUGAAGAUGACGAACUGCCAGGGCCAUCUCGGAAAAUUCCGAAGAUAGAGGUGAGAACUAGCCAAAAAAUAUACACUUCGUCGCUUAUCGAACUAGUCACCGUACACGGAUUGCCGUUGAACGUCCUUAAAUACCCGGCAUUUCAAGCACUUACACGACCGAUAGAGGAAGGACUUAAUAUGAAGCACAUCAGUCCCGAAAAUAUGAAAGGUUUGCUAAAGAACAUUGCUAGGCAAAUAAAGCACAUUAUUGCGGUCGAAACAGCUGGUCGUAUGAUUUGUUUGAAAACAGAUGCUGCCAGUAGACAUGUCGGGAUUUUCUCGGAAUUAAUAUCCAGUUUGUGGACAAAGCAGUAAUUAAAGUGCAAACACUUGGAAUUUUAGAAUUAUA